CGCACAGGUCCCUGAAACAGCGGGAAAGUGAGAAUAAAAAUCAUCCGCAAUGGCCUCAGCGGCACAACGAUAAUAAUCUGCCAACAGGUCCCGACUGGACAAGCGGCGGGAAAGCUGCCAAUGACAAAGCUGUGUGGGUUAGACUCCAGCAGUUACCCCAACGCACACUCUGGGCUCCCCCCGAGCCUCGGCUCUCGCCACUGCGCCUAAUACUCUCCGGAAUUAGGGUUUGGACCAGCUGCAGGAUGCUGUACACUCUCCUGCGACAGAGUCCUGGCUUCACAUCACAAGGCUGUGUUCAAUGCUGGCACAGUUGGCGGCUGGGUAUCCGCAGGCCUGUGAAAUGUUUGAGGAAGGUGCUGUACCUGACAGCCCUUUCUCACAGACACUUUGUGUUCACCAGAGCUCCCAGCUUUGCUGACAGACUAGCGAUUGUAGACAGCUUCGGACACCACACCUAUGGGCAGCUGUACAGCAUCAGCCUGUCACUGUCCCGGGAUAUCCUGAGGGCCCUAGACUGUUCCAGCGGAGACAUCGCACAGCAGCGAGUAUGCUUUUUGUGCCCCAACGACGCCUCUUAUGUGGUGGCGCAGUGGGCCGCCUGGAUGAGCGGUGGGAUUGGUGUCCCUCUGUGUAAAAGCCACCCAGCACCAGAGCUGGAGUACACGCUGAGAGACUGUGAAAGCAGCCUGGUCAUUGUGGAGGAGACAUUUGCGGAGAGAGUGACUUCCAUCGCUGACCGACUCGGUGUUAAAUGGCUGGUGCUGCAGAGUGGCAGCCUGUCCCAGGAACCCUCACCAGGCUCCACACACCUACAUCCACAGCUCACCACCACGGGCUUCCCUGCUGAUUGGAAGGACAGAGGCGCCCUGAUAUUAUACACCAGCGGAACUACAGGGCGGCCCAAAGGGGUCCUGACCACACACCAGACUCUGCGGCACCAGGUUACCUCCCUAGUGGAGCUGUGGGCCUGGAGCAAGGACGAUGUCAUUCUGCACGUGCUGCCUCUGCACCAUCUACAUGGUGUCCUCAACAAACUGCUCUGCCCGCUCUGGGUGGGCGCCACCUGUGUGAUGCUGCCAGACUUCAACGCUCAGAAGGUUUGGGAGCAGUUGUUGAGAACGGACACCUCACGGACGCCUCGGGUUAAUGUCUUCAUGGCCGUGCCAACCAUCUACGCCAAACUGAUCCAGUUUUACCAGAAACACUUCACCCAGUGCCACGUCAAGGACUUUAUCCACGCUGUGUGCAAGGACAAAAUCAGGUUGAUGGUGUCAGGAUCGGCCGCUCUCCCUCAGCCGAUGCUGGAGAUGUGGAGAAAGCUGACAGGCCACACGUUGCUGGAGCGCUAUGGGAUGACGGAGGUCGGGAUGGCGCUUUCCAACCCACUGCAUGGCAGCCGUGUGCCAGGGUCGGUUGGGAACCCACUGCCCGGGGUCGAGGUCCGCAUCGCACUGGAAGCCUCCUCACGAUACCAGCCGUCCUGUACCGUCAUCACAGAGAGCAACAGUGACCAGACGAGGGUCACGCCUGGCAUGGAAGGGAGAGAGGGAGAGUUACAGGUCAGAGGAGCUUCAGUAUUUCAGAAGUAUUGGAACCAAGCAGAGGAAACCAAGGAAUCAUUCACACACGACGGCUGGUUCAAGACAGGAGACACUGCGGUGUAUAAGAACGGCCGAUACUGGAUUCUGGGACGAACAUCUGUCGACAUCAUCAAAAGUGGUGGCUAUAAGAUUAGUGCUCUGUAUGUGGAGCGCCACCUCCUGGCACACCCGCAUAUUGCAGAUGUGGCGGUGAUCGGUGUUCCUGAUGUUACCUGGGGUCAGAAGGUGACGGCUGUGGUGACGGUACAGGAGGGAGUCUCGCUGUCUCUGGGGGAGCUGAAGGGGUGGGCAAGGGAACAGAUGGCACCAUACAGCAUCCCCUCUGAGCUGAUUCUUGUGGAUGAAAUUCCUCGCAACCCAAUGGGAAAAGUUAACAAAAAAGAUUUAUUGAAACAUUUCUUCCCACAGCCUGGCAAGUAGUCAUGGUUACCGGUGCAGUUACCAGCAACUAGACAUGGUUACCAGUAUGUGUUCUGACCUGGUUAUGUGCACAUCCCACGGCUCAGAGUUUGUGACCACGAGUAAGCGACAUUACGUUUUGUUUAAUAAACAGAAUAUUGCCCUUUAA
Callorhinchus milii (elephant shark) is the source of this 2172-nucleotide messenger RNA. RefSeq names its product acyl-CoA synthetase family member 3 (gene acsf3). Gene Ontology annotation, molecular function: medium-chain fatty acid-CoA ligase activity. Gene Ontology annotation, biological process: fatty acid metabolic process. The transcript is spliced from 10 exons. The coding region runs from base 246 to 2024 and encodes 592 amino acids. NCBI's taxonomy places the organism in Eukaryota, Metazoa, Chordata, Chondrichthyes, Chimaeriformes, Callorhinchidae. The record is from RefSeq and is a predicted model, not a curated record.